Strongylocentrotus purpuratus (purple sea urchin) is the source of this 1580-nucleotide messenger RNA. RefSeq names its product probable ATP-dependent RNA helicase DDX58. NCBI's taxonomy places the organism in Eukaryota, Metazoa, Echinodermata, Echinoidea, Camarodonta, Strongylocentrotidae. Gene Ontology annotation, cellular component: cytoplasm. Gene Ontology annotation, molecular function: zinc ion binding; single-stranded RNA binding; double-stranded RNA binding. The transcript is spliced from 6 exons. The coding region runs from base 156 to 1232 and encodes 358 amino acids. The record is from RefSeq and is a predicted model, not a curated record.
AGAGAAAGUUGAAGGCCCUUUAAAAAAACAUUUUUUAGGCAUACAGCAGUACUCUUGCCUUCCAUGAAACAGCUCGGACCAAGGAUGCUUUACAAUAUCUCCAAGAGUUCAUUAGAGAAAAGAGCAAUAAAGCUGUCACCACGAACACAGAAAAAAUGCUCAUCAAAACGUUUCAAGACAAGCAACACAAACUGGAGAGAAUCUCAAUGAGUCCUAAAUCACUAAAUCCAGCACUGGUUAAGCUUCAGAACAUGAUAGAAAGAGACAUAGUGACAUGUCAUACCAAUGAGAAUGGUGAUUCAUUCCGAGCUAUCCUCUUCACUCCGACAAUCACAUCUACAUGGGCUCUCAGAAGUUGGGUCAUGGAGACAGAUUCCCUCAAAGAUCUUAAUCCAGAGGUGUUGGUUGGCUGUAGAAACCCAGGCAUGAACUUACGUCACCAGAUAGAUGUCCUGGACUACUUUCGCAACGGUGUACACAAGCUGCUCAUUGCAACCUCGGUUCUACAACAAGGCAUUGAUGUCCAAGCAUGCAACUUUGUAUACAGGUACAACUACAUCACUGAUGCUGUUGCACGUAUUCAAGCCAGAGGUCGAACGCGUAAACCAGGAGGUCGUUUUGAUCUGGUAGUCCAUGAUUACAGAGGACUGGAUGGGAAAGACAAACUUAGUAAGGAACAGGAACUGAUCAUGCAACAAGCUACUGAUACAGUUUCAUCACUUUCUAUUGAGCAGAUGGAACGUGGGACUGCUGUAUACCAGCGACAUCGCAAUGUACAGAUCUUCAACCAACAGCGACCCAAACCAUUCGAUGAGUGCAACCACAGUUACCAUUGUAAGGAUUGUGAUGCUCUAGUUUGCCAUUCAGCUGAUAUCAGGAUUGUAUCUGGUGGUCACUAUGUGGUCAACAAUUUUCAGAUCUUCAGCAAGAUCAGGAUUAUUCCUUCAGGAGGAAAAUGUCAAGAACCAGGACACUGGUCAUCCGUUCAACAUACCAAUACAGAAAUCAGAUGUGCGGAUGACCGAUGUGACACCAAGCUUGGUAGAUUUAUAGAGUGCAGCAAUCGGACUCGGAUGCUACUUGCAUUUUCCAUCAAGUCAUUAAGACUCAGAAACACAGCAAGCACGACCAAGACCUACAGGACUUGGGGCUCAUUGCCAUUCGUCUUCCAUAAAGUACCAUUCGAAGAGGGUAGCUUUGGAUUAAAUGACAUCCCUGGCAUUGUGGCAUAGUGUGAGUUAAUCUAUCGAGAGGAGGGGCGGAGGGCAUUCUCACUCGGAAAUAAAUUGUGAAUUUACAAGGCUACUUAUUUAGAAGGUCUGUUUUUUUUUUUGAGGAAUCGUCUAUGGGGGUACAUGUGCCCCAUGCCUCCUGUAGAUAUGCCAUUGCCCUGGAAUUUAAAGAUUUAUGACAUCUUAAAUGGUGUUCUAGAAGAGAACUGAUAAACCUGAGUGAUAUUUUCCCCCUAUUUUGUACAGUAGUUCCUUUGGUAGUUACGAAUUUUUUUAAUGUAAUUAUUCAUUAUUCUAAAGUUUCAUUUGGAGGGGUCCAGACUCCACAAUUGUACAAUCAUUGCUUUU